AAAAAAAAAAAAAAAAAAAUAAAAAAAAAAAGACAUAAUGUAAUUAUAACCGAGAUGUGUCUUAAAAAAAAUAUAUAUAAUUAGACACACUAAGUUAGCCAAGGUUCUAAUAGCUUAAUUUUUUUAGCAUGCAAUAUUUUCCUAAGAAGACAUAAUUAUUUAAAUUUUAAAUAUUUAAAAUGCAUAUUAAUUAAGGGCAAUGGAUUUAUUCUGACCAGUGAUAAAGAAAAAAAGGAGGUAAAUGUGAAAAUAGAAACGCUCAGGUAUUGGAAUGAAGAUAACAAUCUAGAAGAUAAAGUAUCAAUGAAUAGAGAAAUGUCUAAAAAGAAGGUAUUUAUAGAAAUAUAUGUGACAAUAUUGCAUGAAUGCCAAAAAGAGUAUUGGGAGUUGCAUAAAUGAAAGUUUUUACAAAUUUGUUUGGAAGAAUGGAAAAAUGAUAAUAUAUUAUAUGAAGAUAUAUUGGAAGACGAAGACAUAGUUGAAACAGAAAGUGGAGAAAGCAAUAGAAUUUCACCAGAGAAACGAGAAUUAUUAGAAAAAUGGAAGAAGGAAAAAUGGUUUAAAAAUUUUAAGAAGGAAUGGGAGUAAGAGCAAGAAAGUUAUGAGAAACAAUGAGAGGAUCAAAUAAGAGGAUCAGAACUAACAGAAAUGGAAGGUGGAAAAAAUAGUUUGGUAGAAAAGAAAAAAAUAAUAUGGAAACAGUGGUUAAUGAAGCAAAGAAAAUGGUUCAUGGAAUGUAGUAAAGAAAAUUGGUUUAAUAGGUUGUUAAAAUAAUACGAAAAGGAAGAAGGAAAUUAUAAGAAAGAAUUUACUAAAGGAAAUAUGAAGGAUGUAGAGGAAUUAGAGGAAGAAAGAAAUAAUGAAAUAAUAAACUACAAAAGGAAAAAGUUGAUAAAAAAAUUGUUAACACAAAUACAUAUGGUGAUAUUAGAAGAAUGCAAAAAAGAAGAAUAGGAGAGAAACAAAGAUGAUUUUAUUAAAAUAAGUAUGGAUAAAUUGAAAAUAGAGAAAAUUUUAGAUAUUAAAGGAAAUAUAUUAGAAAAUUUAGAUGAUGAUAUUGCUGAUGUUAUAUUAGAGAAGAAAGAAGAUGAUAUAGAAAAGCUAAAAAAAGAAGAAUGAUUUACACAGUUAAAGCUAAAAUGGAAAAAUAACAAAGAGAAAUAUAUAAAAGAUAUAAAUGAGGAAACGUUGAUAAAAGAAAAUAAAGGAAGAACUAGAGAUUUCCUGUUAUAGAGGCAGAAAAUUAUAUGGAAAAAACAUUGGGAAGAUAUUCGAAAGAAAUGAGUAGAAAAUGGCAAUAAAGGAGAAUUGAUUACACAGUUGGGUGAUGAACACGAAAAUAAAGAAAAAGAAUAUAUAGCGGAAAUACAUGAACGUAGUAUAGAAGAGAAAAUGAUACAUGAGAAAACUGAAGAAGAAUGUAAAACAAUAGAAGAUAUUUCAGAGAAGAUAAAAGGAGAGAUUUUUAGAAAAAAGGAAGAAAAAAUGAAAAAAUAUAAAGUGAAUAAGAUGAAAAAUAUAGAUAAAAAGUUCGAUUCUAUAACAAUGAAAAAAAAGUUAAAAUGAGGGACUAUAUUAGAAAUACAAAUGAUGGUAUUAGAAGAGUGUAAGAAAGAAGAAUGGGGAUCAAAUAAAAAUUUUUUUCAAAUUUGUAUAGAAGAAUGGACAAAGAAAAAGGCAUCAUAUGAAAAUAUAUUGAAUAAAGAAAAUGGUUGAAUAGAAGAAAACAGUCAAAUUUUGUUAGAGGAACAAAAGUUUCUGUGGAAAGAAUGGUCAGAAAGGAAUAUGAAUAUGUUGGAGAAAUGGAAAAAAGAAGAAUAGUUUAAUAAAUUGAAGAAAGAAUGAAAAAAUUAUGAAGAAACAUAUCCAGAAAAAAAGGUAGAAGCAUUAGAAAAUGGAGUAAAAAAUCCUAUGUUAGAAAGACAAAAAAAAAUAUGGAGAGAGUGAUUAAAGCAUCAUUUAGGGAUUAUAGAAGAAUGGAAUAAAGAAAUCUGAUUUGUGGAGGUGUUAAACAAUUAUAAAAAAGAAGAGAAUAAGGAAUUGCAGAUAAAAGAAAUAAAAAAUUUGUCGAAGAAAAUUAAAAAAGAUGAAAGAGCAAUAGAUGGUGUGAAAGAACAAUUGGAUGGAACAAAGAAGAAAAAGUUGAUAUGUAGAUUAUGGAUAGAAAUGCAUGUGACGGUAAUAGAAGAAUGUAAGAAGGAAGAAUUGAAAUAAAUCAAAGAUGAUUAUCUUAAGUUAUAUAUAGAAGAAAAGAAAAAAAAAGAAGAAAUGUAUGAAAAAGAAAUGAAGAAACAAGAAAGGGUUGAUGUAAGUGGGAAAAAUAAAUGGAAUAUUCUGAUAGAGAUGGAAAAAAAAGAGAAAAGUAAAAUGGUUGACAUAGAUAAAAAAACAAAAUGGAAUAUUCUGGUGGAUAUGAAAGAAAGAAAAUGGAAUAGUUGGAAAAAACAAAAAUGGUUUCAAGAGUGGAAGGAGAGCUGGAAAAGAAAAGAAAUGAAGCAUAUGGAAAAAGGAAUUAUAAAUCCAGUACCAGAACAAAUUGUUCUAUGGAAUGGACAAUGGCUAGAAAAGCAAAGAAAUAUUCUAAAAAAAAAUAACAAACAAAAUAGUUCUAGCAAAUAUAUGUCACAGAGGUACAAAAAGAAAGAAAAUAUAGAUAAUGCAUCAAACGAAUUAAAAAUUACAAUAUUAUAA
This is a messenger RNA of Plasmodium relictum, 2691 nucleotides long. Lineage: Eukaryota; Apicomplexa; Aconoidasida; Haemosporida; Plasmodiidae. The record is from the annotation of a RefSeq genome assembly.